UUGGCGGCGAGGAGAAGGGGCUACGCGGAAAGGCCUGACGGCACAGAGCUUGGGGUCGGCUGUGCCGGUCCGGGUUUGCGGUUAAAGCUGGGUCUCCGCCACUGGGCCUGGGAAGAUGGUGCUGGGGGGUUGCCCGGUGAGUUAUUUACUUCUGUGCGGCCAGGCGGCUUUGCUGCUGGGGAACCUACUUCUGCUGCACUGUGUCUCUCGGAGCCAUUCGCACAACACCACCGCCGAGCCCGAGCUCACAUCCGCUGGCGUCGCCCACCCGGAGGGCUCCCCCGGCGCGGCGAGCUGGGAAUAUGGCGACCCCCACUCUCCAGUCAUCCUUUGCUCUUACCUGCCUGAUGAAUUUAUAGAAUGUGAAGACCCCGUGGAUCAUGUUGGAAAUGCAACGGCAUCCCAGGAACUUGGUUAUGGUUGUCUCAAGUUCGGUGGUCAGGCCUACAGUGACGUGGAACAUACUUCGGUCCAGUGCCGGGCCCUAGACGGGAUUGAGUGUGCCAGCCCUAGAACCUUCCUACGAGAGAAUAAACCUUGUAUAAAGUACACUGGACACUACUUCAUAACCACUUUACUCUACUCUUUCUUCCUGGGCUGUUUCGGAGUGGAUCGUUUCUGUCUGGGACACACCGGCACAGCCGUAGGGAAGCUCUUGACACUUGGAGGACUUGGGAUUUGGUGGUUUGUUGACCUCAUUUUGCUCAUCACUGGAGGGCUGAUGCCUAGUGACGGCAGCAAUUGGUGCACUAUUUACUGAAAAGAGCCGCUGUCCUGGCUCAGAGGGGCAAGUCUUCUGAAUUCAUCUCUGCAGGCUCCUCCUGGACGUCAGACUCUUCCUCGAUAUCAGACUCGACCACUGCUUUCCCUCCUUGGAGGGAAUGGAUUUGGUUAGGAAGGUUUCCUUGGACUAUGGAUUUUCAGCGCAGAAUCUCCCCUUACAGACUAGAAAUGACAAGCAAACAAUAUUGUCAGUAUCAUCUGUGUACCUUUCCUCAUGUACAAAAUAUAAAGGAUGGUAAUUAACUUAUAAACUGCAGCAGGGUUUCCACAUUCUUUAUUUCUGUGCACUGCUGUGUUGUCAGUCUUUUGGAGCAAGUGGACCCAAUGGGAUGAGCAAAGUGAAUAUUUUUUGCCUUGUGCCUUUUGUGAUCCUGAGCCUUCACGCAGAGAAGAUCUGGAGCAGAACCAGCAAAAAUCUUCAGCAGAAGUAGAAAUGGUGAUGGAUUUUCAUACACAUUGAGAUUCAACGUUACCAACCUGGAAUGCUGGGUAUUUUCAGGAGGUAGAGUGAAACUCAAAAUUAUACACGUUUAGCUAAAAGCUAGGCAUUUGGAGUGAGCCUAUUAAUUAAACCCUAUUGUUGCAUCAUCAUUAUGCCCAAGAGACAACACAUAUGAUACAAUAAUUUCUUCAUUCCAAUUAGGCUUUGAAAGCCAACAGUAUCAGACAUGUCUAGGUUAAGCUGUACUCUUGGCAGAAUUUUCCUAUCUAAAAAUUCGUAUUUACCAGUUUAGGGAGCUGGUAAAAAAGAUUUCAUACAGGUAACUAUAAAAAUAUUCCUUAUGGUUAGGUAAGAUAAGGUGAGGAACCUCAUGACCUUGGAAAGGAAAACAGACUCUUACUUAAGGGAUAUUAUUUAUGAGUGCUGGCUAGAGUUAGGAUGUGAUUUGUAUGGGCAAAGAGAAAUUGAACACAUUCUGUCAAAAUAAGCAUGGUACCAAAAUCUCUCCCUGUGGGCUACAGCCAUCAGCCAGAGGUAAAGAGAGAACCAAGCUUUUGCAUUCCCAAAUCACUGAGUAUUCAAAAAUGUUCUGAAUUAUAAACGAUUUUAAAAACUUAGUUCCCAUCCCUUGCAAUCUGAGUUGAAAAGAACUGUUAAAGUACACAGCAAAAGGACAAAUUUGUACGUAAUUCAAACUAACGAGCCUGCUACUUCAGUAACUUACAAUUUCUAGCAACAAUCAACGUAGAACUGCUCAAAGUUUAGGCUCCUAAUAAUUGACAUAAAAACCAGGAAUCACAGUUAAACUAACUUUGGAAAUGCUCUAUCAUUAUGAAGCAGUAUUCCUAAAAGUUUCAGCUUUAUUAGCCCUGAUUAAUAUGAUCACUGCUAUUAAGUGAUGGCUAUCAUGUAAAAAUUAAAACAAGUUAUUCUGUCCUACCUUGAAAGUUCUGGACCACAAUGACCUUAACCUUGUUUAUAAUAGUAAUAAUUAAGAUUCUUACUCAUAGUCUCUAAGGCAGAAUUACUUAAAUUCCCAUAGGUCAUGAAGAAAUGACCCUUUCCCCCCAGAAAUGCAGAUACAUAAAAUUUUGCAUAGGAUUUAAGGGAGUUCAAGGAUGUCCCUUAAAAA
Molecule: messenger RNA, 2357 nt
Organism: Vicugna pacos (alpaca)
Lineage: Eukaryota; Metazoa; Chordata; Mammalia; Artiodactyla; Camelidae
Gene: TM2D2
Product: TM2 domain containing 2
Source: RefSeq, a predicted model, not a curated record